Tachysurus vachellii is the source of this 2009-nucleotide messenger RNA. RefSeq names its product primase and polymerase (DNA-directed) (gene primpol). Gene Ontology annotation, biological process: error-prone translesion synthesis; response to UV; mitochondrial DNA replication. NCBI's taxonomy places the organism in Eukaryota, Metazoa, Chordata, Actinopteri, Siluriformes, Bagridae. Gene Ontology annotation, molecular function: chromatin binding; DNA-directed DNA polymerase activity. Gene Ontology annotation, cellular component: nucleus; mitochondrial matrix. Bases 168 to 1754 code for a protein of 528 amino acids. The transcript is spliced from 14 exons. The record is from RefSeq and is a predicted model, not a curated record.
CGUCAUGCACUGCGGCCCGCGUAUAUCCAAAACACAACAGCGCGUGACAAGUUGUCAGAUUUAUAAGUGGAAGUAAACGUAGCUUCGUAAAAUGUCCAAAACAUGACAGGAUAUAAAAAUAUAACGUGUAAGCUGUAAUGGUUCCCUAAAUUAACAGCGUCGUGGUGAUGAUUAGGGGAAAGUGGCAGGACCGAGUGAAGGCGGUGGAGCAGAGGGCUUUAUCCUACCAGUCCGCCCCAAUCAGCUGUCCGUAUAAAGCUCGUCUGUCCCGGCCUUGGCAGCCGUCCUCUAUAUGGAGGUUGUUCCCUCGCCAGAGCAAUGCCAUCGCCUUCAGCCAGUGCUGCAAGCAGGAUGUGCACGUGUUUGCUAUGGAGAAAGAAAGCACAGGUGCAGGACAGAGGAUUUAUUUAGUGACCAGCUACAGUGAGCUCUGGCACUACUACAGUUCACACAGACAUUCCCUGAUGCACUGCUAUGAAGUGAUUCCUGAUGGCGCUGUAUGUAAACUCUACUUUGACCUGGAGUUUGAUGUAGCUUCUAAUAAACACUUGGAUGGCAAAAAGAUGGUGGCGUCACUGAUUCAGUAUGUAUGUGUGAAAUUGGAGAAGGUGUACGGUCUAAAGUACUCGGUGAGGGACGUGCUGAAUCUGGACUCCAGCACAGCCGAGAAGUUCAGCCGCCAUCUCAUCUUCAUCCUGUCCGACUGUGCGUUUAAGGACAACAGGCAUGUUGGCAGUUUCAUCCAUCACAUACUCAAAUCAGCACUGAAACAUCUCCAUAAAGGCUCUGAGAACUCUCCAGAAAACGUUGACGAAGCCAGCAACGGGCCUCAGUCAAAGAGAAUGAAGCAUGAGGAGGAGGACGAGGAAGACCUGGGCUUUUUGAUAGUGACGGGAAAGGAUGGACAAAAGCAGCUCUUCGUGGAUCUCGGCGUGUACACAAAAAACAGAAACUUCCGUCUGUACAAGUCGUCCAAGCUGGGGAAGAACGCUGCCUUCUCCGUAGCCGAGGAUAACGAGUUUGUCCCAGUUUCCAACAAGCACACUACAGAGGAGGAACGCAUAUUCCUGGCCUCUUUGAUCACCAACGUGAGCUUCACAUCUCAGAGGAUUCUGACACACAAUGCUCCGGAGACGACUUCAAAGGAUUCUCAGCGUUCAGCUCAACACAGAGGCACACACGGCACAGAGCUUGCAGGAAAACAUCAGACGUCACCAUACAAGGAACUGGACGACUUUGUGCUGAAGCUGGUGCACAAAGAUGGCAUUCAAGGAAGUAUAAGGCACUGGACAUACUUCUUAUCGGAGCAGCUGCUGGUGUACGACAUUGGGAAGUUCCGCUGGUGUUCUAACGUGGGUCGCUUCCACAAGAGCAACAACAUCAUAAUUAUCGUGGAUCUAAAAGAAGAGGUGUGGUACCAAAGGUGCCAUGAUCCUGAGUGCCGGAGACUGAACUACAGGUCUUCUAGUUACCUACUACCACAGGAAGUGUGUUUGAGCUACAUGCUGAAGGAGGACGAGGACGAUCAGCAGUUCCUCAUGGACGAGUUGGGAAACAUCGAGUCGAGUCCGAGUGGCAAAACGGACCGACGUUCUUCACACCGCCAGACAGACAACACACAGGAGUGUUGGGAUGAUGACACUUUGUACCUGGAGGCGCUGGAUAAAAUGGAAAGGACCAUGGAGGGAAAAGAGGAGAUUCCUGAUGAGCUCAUGAUCCAGGCGUUGACUGAGUGUGAAGCUACACUCGUCUGAGAGGCAGACAUAUGAAACGUUCUAAGUGAAAAUAUAAAAUAUUAGAUGUAGCUAAGAGAGAGAAUGGAAUUAAAUAACCAAAUGUAAUCCACUGGAGUUAAUAAUUGAUUAUUAUUAGUGUGUUGAUCUGUAAUAUCAGUGAUUCCUGAUGUUCAUGAUGUGUUGUUGCAUUUCAGAAGACAGAAAUUUAUUUAUAUAAAUUUUUUUUGUGCGUGUUGCCCUUUCAAUUUUAUUAAAUUGUUCUGUUUUAUGAAA